AUGGUUGCUUUCACUGUUGACCAAAUGCGUUCCCUGAUGGACAAGGUUACCAAUGUGCGUAACAUGUCCGUCAUUGCCCAUGUCGAUCACGGUAAGUCUACUUUGACCGAUUCUUUGGUGCAAAAGGCUGGUAUUAUCUCAGCUGCCAAGGCUGGUGAAGCCCGUUUCAUGGAUACCAGAAAGGAUGAACAAGAAAGAGGUAUCACCAUCAAGUCUACCGCUAUUUCUUUGUACUCUGACUUGCCAGAAGAAGAUGUCAAGGAAAUCCCACAAAAGUCUGACGGUAACUCUUUCUUGAUUAACUUGAUCGACUCCCCAGGUCACGUUGACUUCUCCUCUGAAGUUACCGCUGCCUUGCGUGUUACUGAUGGUGCUUUGGUCGUCGUCGACACUGUUGAAGGUGUCUGUGUCCAAACCGAAACCGUCUUGAGACAAGCUUUGGGUGAAAGAAUCAAGCCUGUUGUCUGUAUCAACAAGGUCGACAGAGCUUUGCUAGAAUUGCAAGUCUCCAAGGAAGAUUUGUACCAAUCUUUCUCCAGAACCGUUGAAUCCGUCAACGUUAUCAUCUCCACUUACUCUGACGAAGUCUUGGGUGACGUUCAAGUCUACCCAUCCAAGGGUACCGUGGCUUUCGGUUCCGGUUUGCACGGUUGGGCUUUCACCAUCCGUCAAUUCGCCACCAGAUACGCUAAGAAGUUCGGUGUCGACAAGCAAAAGAUGAUGGAAAGAUUGUGGGGUGACUCUUUCUUCAACCCAAAGACCAAGAAGUGGACUAACAAGGAAACCGACACUGACGGUAAGCCAUUGGAAAGAGCUUUCAACAUGUUCGUCUUGGACCCAAUCUUCAGAUUGUUUGCUGCUAUCAUGAACUUCAAGAAGGACGAAAUCCCAACCUUGUUGGAAAAGUUGGAAAUCAACUUGAAGUCCGAUGAAAAGGACUUGGAAGGUAAGGCUUUGCUAAAGGUUGUCAUGAGAAAGUUCUUGCCAGCUGCUGACGCUUUGCUAGAAAUGAUCGUCAUGCACUUGCCAUCUCCAGUCACCGCUCAAAACUACAGAGCUGAACAAUUGUACGAAGGUCCAGCUGACGAUGCUAACUGUAUCGCCAUCAAGAAGUGUGACCCAACCGCUGAUUUGAUGUUGUACGUCUCCAAGAUGGUUCCAACCUCCGAUAAGGGUAGAUUCUACGCCUUCGGUAGAGUCUUCGCCGGUACCGUCAAGUCCGGUCAAAAGAUCAGAAUCCAAGGUCCAAACUACGUCCCAGGUAAGAAGGACGAUUUGUUCCUAAAGGCCGUCCAAAGAGUCGUCCUAAUGAUGGGUUCCAGAGUUGAACCAAUCGAUGACUGUCCAGCCGGUAACAUUGUCGGUUUGGUCGGUAUCGAUCAAUUCUUGUUGAAGACUGGUACUUUGACCACUUCCGAAACCGCUUACAACAUGAAGGUCAUGAAGUUCUCUGUCUCUCCAGUUGUCCAAGUUGCCGUCGACGUCAAGAACGCUAACGAUUUGCCAAAGUUGGUCGAAGGUUUGAAGAGAUUGUCCAAGUCUGACCCAUGUGUCUUGACUCAAAUGUCCGAAUCCGGUGAACACAUUGUCGCUGGUACCGGUGAAUUGCAUUUGGAAAUUUGUUUGCAAGAUUUGGAAAACGAACACGCUGGUAUUCCAUUGAAGAUCUCCCCACCAGUUGUCGCCUACAGAGAAACUGUCGAAGCUGAAUCUUCUCAAGUUGCUUUGUCCAAGUCUCCAAACAAGCAUAACAGAAUCUACUUGAAGGCUGAACCAAUGGACGAAGAAGUCUCCUUGGCUAUCGAACAAGGUAAGAUCAACCCAAGAGACGAUUUCAAGGCCAGAGCUAGAGUUAUGGCUGACGAAUACGGCUGGGAUGUCACUGACGCCAGAAAGAUCUGGUGUUUCGGUCCAGACGGUAACGGUCCAAACUUGGUUGUUGACCAAACUAAGGCUGUCCAAUACUUGAACGAAAUCAAGGACUCCGUCGUCUCUGCCUUCCAAUGGGCUACCAAGGAAGGUCCAAUCUUGGGUGAAACCAUGAGAUCCGUCAGAGUUAACAUCUUGGAUGUUACCUUGCACGCUGAUGCUAUCCACAGAGGUGCUGGUCAAAUCAUGCCAACCAUGAGAAGAGCUACUUACGCUGGUUUCUUGUUGGCUGAACCAAAGAUUCAAGAACCUGUUUUCUUGGUCGAAAUUCAAUGUCCAGAACAAGCUGUCGGUGGUAUCUACUCCGUCUUGAACAAGAAGAGAGGUCAAGUUGUCUCUGAAGAACAAAGACCAGGUACUCCAUUGUUCACCGUCAAGGCUUACUUGCCAGUUAACGAAUCUUUCGGUUUCACUGGUGAACUAAGACAAGCUACUGGUGGUCAAGCUUUCCCACAAAUGGUCUUCGACCACUGGGCUACUCUAAACUCCGACCCAUUGGACCCAACUUCCAAGGCUGGUGAAAUUGUCACUGCUGCCCGUAAGAGACACGGUAUGAAGGAAGAAGUUCCAGGCUGGCAAGAAUACUACGACAAAUUGUAA
Molecule: messenger RNA, 2529 nt
Organism: Nakaseomyces glabratus
Lineage: Eukaryota; Fungi; Ascomycota; Saccharomycetes; Saccharomycetales; Saccharomycetaceae
Gene: EFT2
Product: elongation factor 2
Biological process (GO): translational elongation
Cellular component (GO): ribonucleoprotein complex; cytosol
Molecular function (GO): translation elongation factor activity; ribosome binding; GTPase activity
Source: RefSeq, a predicted model, not a curated record